This is a messenger RNA of Miscanthus lutarioriparius, 969 nucleotides long. NCBI's taxonomy places the organism in Eukaryota, Viridiplantae, Streptophyta, Magnoliopsida, Poales, Poaceae. The record is from the annotation of a GenBank genome assembly.
AUGCCGGGUGGGGAGGACGCCCGCAAGGUCUCGCGCCAGGACAUACAGCUUGUCCAGAAUCUCAUUGAACGUUGCCUUCAGCUAUAUAUGAACCAGAAAGAAGUGGUGGACACCCUAUCUUUCCAGGCAAAAAUAGAACCUAGUUUCACUGAGCUUGUCUGGCAGAAACUCAAGGAAGAGAAUCGUGAUUUUUUUAAGGCAUACUAUGUGAGGCUGAUGCUUAUGAAUCAAAUAGUGGCCUUCAAUAAGCUCCUUGAGCAGCAGUAUCAGAUUAUGACUAAAGAUCAUCCUUCUGGGAUGCCUUCUAUGCCUCCUACUGCUCCUAAUGGCUCAAACUCUAACACAUUGAACCAAAACGUGCCCUUUCUGCCAGACACUAUCCCCAGUACUGCAAUGCAAGAUAACUUGUUGCGUAAUGGAGGUUCUAGUAGUAUAGUAAAUGGUGCUCCAUCCAAUGACCAAUUUAUCUAUGCUGGUAAAGUUGUUCAUGGCCUUCCUGGUGGCAUGGAUGCUUCAUCAAGCCUUCUAGCAGCACAUAAUUCGACUGUUGGGCAGUUUAAUGGACACAAUGGAACAACAAUAAAGACAGAGUCUGGCUACUCGAGCAACUCAGAUUUUGGAUUCGGCAAUGAGAACGUGUUCCUAGAGCAGUCAGUUGGAGAUGUAUCAGGUGGAUCCUUUAGCAGCUCUGAGUUGAAUGGACAACCGCUAGGCGAUCCAAUUUUGGACAUGGAUUCAUUUUCGUAUGGUUUCUUGAGCCAGAUUCCUCGUAAUUUCAGCUUUUCGGAUUUGACAGAGGAUUUCAGCCACAGCGCAGAAAUAUUAGAGAACUAUGGUCGAUCCCCUUUCAUCCCUUCCGAUGCAAAUAACUUCCCAGAGUCUACCACUGGAGAACAUACAGAAAUAGGAAAUAGGCGGCUAGAUACAAUAUCUGAGGGUGUUCAUUUUGAAGAUUUUGGAAGUGAUUAA